CUUCAGACACAUCCCAUCUUCCCUUCGCUUUUGCCUUAUAGUUAUUUGGCUUCUUCCCAAUUAUGGAUGGGGGUCUGUCUGUCUGUCUAUUCCCUGGAGUUAAGCAGUGUGUGUGUGGGGGUGUAAUUUCAGAGGAUGAUGGUGGUGAUUGGUGAUGAUGAUUAGGUGUAUUGAGUUCAAGAUCCGUGUCUGAAUGAAUCUACCUUCCUUGUGAAAUCUAUGGCACUGGAGCACCGUACUAAUCCAAGAGCCUAAAAUGAAAGAUGCAUUUCUCUGAUGCUUUUCAGAAUUUAUUUUUUUUCCCUUCUGCCUCUGUUUUGGCUUGGUCUCUUUGCUGAAGUUCAGAACCAGGAUUUGUGAGCUUUGACAUAUCUUUGGAAAUGUCAUCCAAACAGGAACCCAAGAAAUAUUUUUGGAAAUCAAACUAAUUCAACAGGAUCUGAAGGCCUCCUUUGCUUCUUUCUUUUUCUUUUUUGUAAUCAUCAAAAAAUCCUUGCAUUUAAUAUUUUAAGAGAUCUGUGAUUUUUUUGUUUUUUUUCCUGUAAGGACAUUGAGAAGAAAGAACAUUUCUAAUUCAAAUGUAUUUCAACCCAAAGGAAGGAAGGAUUCUGAAAAUUAAUUUUAUAAUAAAUAUUACAUGUGGAAUACAAUAUUGGCUUCAUUUUAAAUCUGGUCUCCAUCCUCUAUCAUACACGAAGGAAGAGACGCUUGGAAGACAGAAAUACCUUUGAGAUCUAAGAAUUCCCCCACACCUCCACCAAUGGAACUACACACAAUAAAGCAACUGGAUUCUAUAUAACACUGGCACUUACUAUUACUGGCUGCUUUAAUUUUGGGGUGGGGAGGGGGACAUUUUGUCUUCUGCUUUCUUUUUAUCCCCCUCCCAGCACUCUGUUGUAAAUGAUGGCUCAUCCUGGGAUAAGAGAUUACAAUAACCAGGAGAUAGUGCUGAGGUACAUCCAUUACAAGCUGUCACAGAAAGGAUAUGACUGGGUUGCCAGUGGAGACAGAGAAAAUGUUUCUCCUGCUGUUGGGACCUUUCCUGCCCUUGCUGGGUUGGUGCCUCUGCCUUCUGAGCUGCCUGGCUCUGCUGCUGUCAGUAACUUGGCUGCCACUGAACUACAUCCUGUACCCCAGGUUGUUCACUCCACACUGUGCCAAGCUGGUGAUGAGUUUUCCCAGAGGUAUCGGAGGGACUUCGCCCAGAUGUCUGGCCAACUGCACUUGACCCCAGUCACUGCCAGAAGUCAUUUCAUGGCCGUUGUGGAAGAGCUGUUCCGAGAUGGAGUAAAUUGGGGAAGGAUUGUGGCAUUCUUUGAAUUUGGUGGCAUGCUGUGUGUGGAAAGUGCCAGUCGGGAGAUGUCACCUCUUGUGGACAGUAUUGCUGAAUGGAUGACUGAGUACAUGAACAGGCACCUGCACAAUUGGAUCCAGGACAAUGGAGGCUGGGAUGCCUUUGUGGAGCUGUACAGCAACAACAUCAGGCCUUCGUUUGAUUUGUCAUGGCUGCCUCUGAAGACGAUCCUUAGUCUGGCAGUUGUGGGCGCUUGCAUCACCCUGGGCGCUUACCUGGGACAUAAGUGACUUUGGAUUUCAUCCAGCUGGUGAUGGACUGAUGGAAAGCCUUGGUUUCAAAAACUGAAAAAAGAGGAGUGUUGAAAAAAAGAAAAUAAUAUGAGGUUUUUUUUCCCCCUUGUCAAAUAAUGCUAUUAUUUUAUGAAACAAAUAUCUUUCUGUAUAUGUGUUUGGGUGUACGCAUGCACACAAACACAAAUGUAUGUGUAUGUGUGUCUGUUUACACACACACACACACACACACACACACACACCUGCUAUUACUGCCAAAGGGAAUAUUCAUUUAUUUUUUACAUUGCAGAGGAGUUAUUUAUUAAAAAUAUUUUACAUUUAACCCACUAUUUUCCUAAAAUUCUGGAACACAAGCAUUGUAUAUUUUGUAAUGAAGAUUCCAAAGAUCUUCGGCUUCCUUGAAAAGCAUCGUUCAACAGACUAUUUUAUCAUAGUAGGCUGAAGAGCUGUUGGUAUAGAGACAUAUGUAACCCUUAGGAAGGGUGAUGACGCAGUGGCAUAAUUUUGUAGUUAAGAUUUCAACUCUGCCUAUGAAUAGGGUGACCUAAAAAGGCAACAGGAUGAGAAGACAAUGAUUUGGUGGUUCAGCAUGGUACCUAUUCAGAAUGAGAAAUAAUGCCAGAUUCAGGCCAGUAAUAAGCCCAUAUUGUUCAACAAUCUGUUCAUACAACCAACAGCUGUUUUGGGAAAAAUCCCCAGCAGAGCAACAGCUGGAAACAGUAAGUCAUGCAGUAUUUUGUUACAUGAGUGCUGUGCCAUUAUACACCACAAUUGGCCAUCAUUAUAAGGAAACUAUUUGUGUGUCCUCAAACUGUGAUUUAAAAGCCUGAAAUGAAAUACGUUGGAAUUGCCAGAAACUGUUUCAUUAAAUAUUUCAUCUGUAAAAUUGCCAUUUCGUGCAAUUAUCAGGAAACCGAAAGUGCCUGUGUCUGCCUUGCAGAACUGGAGCCUGGAAGUAAGUCGUGGCUCACAUUCCUAGUGGAAUGAGUGUUUACUUGCAGUAGAUCCUGCCUUACUUAGUUAAUUUUUCUUAGGGUCUUAAAUGCAAUUUUCUUUGUUAAUUAAUAACAUCUCAAAGUCAAAAAUAGGCUCAAGGUUCAUUUGACAAGAAGAAGCAAUCAGCUGGCAGAGAUUAGGUUUGACUUCCUCUUUGUUUCAAAAUUAAUACCCAAAUUACAUUCUUAGCCCUGUGCCUGCCCCAGACUGGAAGUGUAUUUGCCUCAGGAGUGAUGCACACUAUUUAUUUCUUCAGAGGUCUUCAAAGGAAAAGAAGAUAAAGAAAUGGUCCAACGCUUCCAUCUGGUGUGACUCAUAGACACUCAGCCCUUUGAGAUGCCAAGUGUUUUUGCACGGAAAUCUGGAAAGGAAAGGGAGUGGAGAAUUUGUUACAAUAACUUUAAGCAAAAUGAAUAUGAAAUACUCCAUGAGUACAUUUAAGUUCUUUGAUUAUAAAUAUAUAGGUGGCUUAUAGGCAGAGCUGCUGGCACCUUGACUCAACAUCAUCAGGCACCUACCAAGGUUUAUGUUGCGGGAAGGUGUCCCACCCCAACUGCCAGAGCCCCCGUGACCUUUUUGCUAUUCAUGUACAUUCAUCUAUUAUCCAAAGAGUACAAGUACCAAUGAAGCAAAGAGAACUUGUAGCUGACUCCAGUUGUCUUGACUUCUCCUUUUGGCCCUUGGUUCAAACUAGGCUCAGACGGAGAUGGCAAAUGAAUGAGGCAGUGGUAACAAAGAUAUGGCCUUCCCAAAUGUGUGGGCUUACUGGGCAUCGUGUCCCAAAUCCCCAAAAUAUCUAAGAAUGUAACCAAGGAUGCAGUGGACUCUGUUGAUGAAGUUGUUUAAGAGUAACAUAGAUACUGAUUUGUUGGACUGCCUGAGCUGGACUCAGCCACUGAAGGAGAAAAAUUGACAGGAUGAUAACAUUCAGAUAUGGUUGUCACUUGGACAAAGGCAGCUUGAGAUAGCAUUCAUUUCAGCAGCCCAUUGUUCCAUCAUAACACAAUUGCAGCAGUCAAUUUAUAUCACUAGAUUAAAUAACUGGCCAGAGUGAAAAGAAGCGUGUGCGCACAGCUCGGACUUCUGCAAAUGUUCUGGACUUUGUUGUUGGGUUCAGCACUGGAGAGUCUCUUCAACCCUUGCAAAGGUGUUUGGGAUGCUGCAGGGGAAGUGCCAGAAAGGACUCAGCAAGUACAAAGAUGCCAACUUACCAUUUGUUCCUUGGAUCCCAGGCAAUGUAUUUCAGAUUUGUGAAACAGAUAUUACAUGAGAGAUAUAAUAGAUUCCAGGAUUAAAAUCAAGACUGAAAAGAUGGGAAGCUUAAAUUAAAUGGGAUGGACAUAUUUGACUUCUUUGAAUUUUAUAUUUUUUUUAAGUGUUUUCUUUCCAUUUUUUAAAAAAAAGUCUGCCUGUAAAACUGUAAAGUAGUAGAAGUUAUGAAAUAAUAUUAAUUCAGUGAUAAAAAGUCUGGACUGAAGUACAGUCAUAAAAAGCUUUGUACUCAAGAGAAUGUAGCAAAAUAAUUCACAGAUACAACAUAUGUAAGAAGUUAAAUAACUUGAUUUUGUGGCAUUAUAUGCAAAAAACAACAACAACCCUGAGGUCAGCCUUCUCUAACCUGGUACUUGCUAAAAUGUGUUAGAUAAUAUUGUCAUAUUUGGAGUUCUUUAUGACUAGAAGGCCAGCAUGUAAGUUUAAUAAAGAAAUAAUAACCAGCUACCACUGAGUUGCUGCUUAGCGACGGUGGUUGUAGUCCCAAAACAAUGGUUGGGCGCCAAGCUAGAAAGGCUGAUCUCAGAAAUGUAGUACUGCUAAAGUUAAACCUGUAGUUCAGUCUUCCCCAACCUGGUGCAUUCCAAAUGUAUUGGAUCCCCCAUGGUCAAGGGGAAUUCUGGGAGUUAAAGCCCCAUCACAUCUGAAGAUCACCAGGAUGGGAAGACUGCUGUGGUUUGUACCAUGUUUUCAAAGCUGCUUUAAAAAGAAAAUGGGCCAAGUCCAUCAGGAAGCUACCUUUUCUCACCUUCCACUCCUGCACAUGAGAACUUCCUGGUAGGCUGAGCCCAGAGUUUUUGUGCAUGUUAACAUUGCUGUAGCUACUAUACAGUUAUGGCCUUUGCAUCCAGCAUUUCAAGAGCAUCCGUGAAAUGAGCUUUUACAUUUCAAAGCAGAAAGAAACAUAUAGAGAUAUGUGGUUGAAUUCUAAUUUCUAAGUACUGGGCAAUGCGUGUUGCAGCUUCACUUUAUUUAGCUUUGCUAAACCUACAAACGUUUAUUAACAUAUAUUAAAAUUGUAGAUUUAUGAAUAGCAAUUCUGUGGAAGUCAGGUGCAUUUAGGUUCUGUAGAAGUUCAGGCAUUUAAACAGUGCCUAGAAACUACUGGAAAGUCCAAAGAGUCAAAAUAUAUAAGGAAAUGACACAAUGUUUUUCCAACUAGUCUUCAGUUUAACAAUAUUGGUGUGUAGAAGAAAUGCCCUAAAAGCUGUGCCUUUGCAUUCCACAAACAGGCUUAAGGUCACUGAAACUCCGAGAUGCAGUGAUUACAUCAGUGUUUUAUGCUAAGGUUUUACCAAAGAACUGGUUCACAUAUGCUACUUAUCAUAUGAUUUCUCAUUACUUGGUCACUCAGCAUUUAACAACUAUCAACCCAAUUCUAGGCUGAGACUGGCUCAUCCAAUUGACUUAAGUAUGCAAAAUUGUGCUUAGGAUCAAACUGUUACUUCAGUGUACAAGCUCUCCUCACACUGGAAAAUAUGAACAUUUUAUUGGUGAUUAAUUUGUGAUAUACCCCUGCAUCACAGUCAAAUAGUAAUGAACGUGUAUGUUUGAACUAGUUCUUUAAUUCAACCCCUUGGGCAACUAAGUCUUAGAAUGCUGUCUGGAAGCUUGAAGAGAAUGACAAAAAAUAAUGUGUGGUCAAUACUACAUCAGAGGCUACAUGCUUUCAAACGUGUCAUGGUAGAACAUGGGGCAAGGAAAGAGAUGGAUCUAAGCUAUAGCAACAAGUAUCUACCCUAACAUUCUCACUGUUAUAAGACCUUCAGAUGUGGUGUAGUGCCUCACCUCAUAUGCAAGAAAGUCAUUAUAUUGGGCCAAAUGAAAUAUUUUAGACUAGUCAGCCUUUCAAGAAACUAGAAUAGAAAUAUGGAAGUAUCCAUCACCUAUUGAACAGGGCAGAAUAAUGAUGUUCUCCUUAGAGGUUGUAUGAGCAUCUCAACAUAGAGGCUUAUGGGACAAGAGAGCAUGGAGCACUCUCAGCACACUCUCUUCUUAAUUUUCAGAUGGGGAUCCUAAAUUCCUCUUCUUAAAAGGUUGUACUACAGGUCUCAAGCAUCAUCAGUACGAAUGGACUGUUUUUGAAUGAAAUGUUUACAUUGUCAAAAUAGAACGCUAUUGGAGCUAGGAAUGGCUAUGCUGCUAGAAAACAGUGAUUAUUGGAACAAAGUUGAUUUUCUUGUAUUGCCCAUUGCUGAGAUUGUUUUCAGAGCUGCUUCAGAUGUCAUAUAAAAUUAUCACAUUGCAGGCAUGUAAAUAGAUGCUAUUGGUGGAUGUUUUCCUGUUGUUUUUGUCCCCUUGGACUUCUUGGUAUCUUAAGUAUCUAUAUGCCAGAGGAGUCCAAAUGGCUGUCAGUAGUCUCUGUCUUUAAUAGAUGGCCAGUAGUGUGUACCCCACUUCCCACCCCACCUUUUGCUGCAAAUUGUAUAAUACUGUGGCUGCACUAGUUAUAAGGACUGUUAAUAUUGAUACUGUACUAUUCAAGUUGAACGUAUUUUAGAGAUGUUGAAUGUAUAUAAAAGCUUGAUUUUGUCUAUCUUCUCAGCUGUUUCACUAUGAUUGAUAGUCCUUUUUUUUUCUCU
Messenger RNA from Candoia aspera, 6437 nucleotides. It is a transcript of the gene BCL2, whose product is annotated as BCL2 apoptosis regulator. Bases 901 to 1584 code for a protein of 227 amino acids. Gene Ontology annotation, cellular component: mitochondrial outer membrane. Gene Ontology annotation, biological process: negative regulation of intrinsic apoptotic signaling pathway; intrinsic apoptotic signaling pathway in response to DNA damage; extrinsic apoptotic signaling pathway in absence of ligand. Gene Ontology annotation, molecular function: protein heterodimerization activity; protein homodimerization activity. The record is from RefSeq and is a predicted model, not a curated record. The transcript is spliced from 3 exons. Lineage: Eukaryota; Metazoa; Chordata; Lepidosauria; Squamata; Candoiidae.